Messenger RNA from Achroia grisella, 934 nucleotides. RefSeq names its product FUN14 domain-containing protein 1A-like. Gene Ontology annotation, biological process: autophagy of mitochondrion. The coding region runs from base 102 to 623 and encodes 173 amino acids. Lineage: Eukaryota; Metazoa; Arthropoda; Insecta; Lepidoptera; Pyralidae. The transcript is spliced from 3 exons. The record is from RefSeq and is a predicted model, not a curated record. Gene Ontology annotation, cellular component: mitochondrial outer membrane.
CAUGGUCAGUAUUACUCAUUACUACGACUAACUGUUUAGUGCUGAUAUAUAUAAAUUUUAUUGUUUAAAACGAUUUUAAUACUUUAAUUGAUUUCACCGUGAUGGCUAAACCGAAAACUGAUGAUGCUUCUGAAGAUGCAAAGAAGAUUGUAGAUGACGCUAAAAAUUUUAUUGAAAAAGCGAUAUCAGACAUUGGGAAAACUUCCGCAACAAAGCAACUAAUUUUAGGCACUGCGUCAGGAUGGAUAACUGGUUUCAUAACUAUGAAAAUUGGGAAGUUUGCUGCUGUCGGUAUAGGCGGAGGAGUCAUAUUGCUACAUAUAGCAAGCCAAAAAGGCUACAUUGAUAUUAACUGGGACAAAAUAAACAAGAGAGUUGAUAAAAUCAGUGACAAAAUUGAAAAGGAAGCAACAGGGAAAUCACCAGAUUGGUUUGAAAAAGUAGAACGAUUCGUGGAUCGAAAAAUGGAUAAAGCUGAAAAUUUACUGAAGAAAAAAGAAGUGAAAGCAAAACGUUGGUAUAAUAAUUUCACAGGAGAUGAUCAUUAUCGUGCGACCGAAACACACGUUUUUCUAGCAUCUUUUAUGGCAGGCAUGGCUGUUGGUCUAGUCUGUGGCAAAUAAAAAAAUGUGUCUAUUUCUAUUUUUCUUAAGUAGAAUAUGUUACACCAUUUUAAAUCCUCUUUAGCGCUAAACGUUAUAGGUCCUAUUAAUUUGAUACAUCUUAACUAUACAACAACAAUUUAUUAGGAUGCAUAUGAAUAUAUGUAUAAAUAAUUAUUAUUUAGUUAUACAGUGUGAUUAACAAACGUGCAAUGUUUAUAUUUUAGAUUAAUAAGUACACGUUUUAAAUAUUGUGUAAUAAAAAUAAUUAAUUUGUACUCUGUUAUAUUAAAAUAAUGUAAUCGCAGUAUUAUUUAAUUCGAAAUACUAAG